Camellia sinensis is the source of this 1314-nucleotide messenger RNA. Lineage: Eukaryota; Viridiplantae; Streptophyta; Magnoliopsida; Ericales; Theaceae. The record is from RefSeq and is a predicted model, not a curated record.
CUCUCUCUCUCUCUCUCUCUCCCUCCUGCCUUGCACUUUUUCUCUCUCUAAAACACACUCUCUCUCUCUCUCUCUCUCUGUUCUGUUUUUGUUCAGUUGGUAGCUGCUAACUUGCGCACAGACAACUGCCUAUCCUGCGCAGCCUGAGAUGUCGCCGGCGGUGGUUUAUGUGAUAAGAAUAUCAAAGCUACAUCAUGAUGGCCCACUAGGGAAGAUAAGAUCAGACGGUCGAUAGAUCAAGAGUGUAGUGGGACCCACAUAAAUGGACGGUCAGCAGAGCACGGCGAAGCUGAAGAGGACACAGUCCUCUCUCCUCCGCUCAUCUCCGACCAUCAGAUCCUCAAUCCAAACCCUAUCUUCCGUAAACGAGAUCAGACAAGACGAAGAAGACGAAGAGGAACAAAAGCCCCACAAACCCGGUCCAUCCCCGGUUCGCCGCCAUUCUGGCCGGUUCGCCCCGUUUUUCGCCCUCCUCUCCCUCUCUCUCUGCACCCUCUUCCUCUAUUUCGGCAGAGACGACAUACCCACCUCGGAAAACCUCCUCUUAGCCCUGAUUUUCGUCGCCAUCGCUCUCUUCUUCGCUGGCAAAAACAAGGGUUUGAUUCACCAAAGCUUUUUGAUUCUCUCCAAGCGACUUGGGUUCUCGCAGAACAACCACAAACCGGUCCAAUGGUUCAUCGGCGAGUCGAUUGUGUCGAAAAAAGACCGAAAAUCGAAGCGAAUUGUCAGAGAAGGGGUUGAAUUUUACAGCAAUGGUGAUUUCUAUGAAGGGGAGUUUCACAAAGGGAGGUGUAAUGGGAGUGGAGUGUACAAUUACUUUGUGAAUGGGAGGUAUGAGGGAGAUUGGGUUGAUGGGAGGUAUGAUGGGUAUGGGAUUGAGAGCUGGGCGAGAGGUAGUCGGUUUCGAGGACAGUAUCGGCAAGGUCUCCGGCAUGGUUAUGGAGUUUAUAGGUUUUAUACAGGGGAUGCUUAUGCAGGGGAGUGGUGUAAUGGGCAGAGCCAUGGUGUUGGAAUGCAGAGUUGCUCCGAUGGAAGCAGUUAUGUUGGUGAAUUCAAGUGUGGAGUCAAGCACGGCCUCGGUUCUUACCAUUUUAGGUGAAUUCUUCAACUUCGAUUCGACUCUGUUUUUUAUCUGUUUCCUUACAAUAUAUAAUUUUUUGUUUGGUGAUCUGUUUUCGAAAAUUAAACUACCCUUUUUUCAGAAAAUAUUAUUGGAAGUUAGUUUGUAAUUUUCAAAAAUUUGUGUUGACACAAAAAUGAAAACGAAGAAUAGACGGGAAGAUAUGCUAUUUGGACAUUGUUAAUGAUUAAUAU